Hippocampus zosterae (dwarf seahorse) is the source of this 2055-nucleotide messenger RNA. RefSeq names its product growth associated protein 43 (gene gap43). The transcript has 3 exons. The record is from RefSeq and is a predicted model, not a curated record. Lineage: Eukaryota; Metazoa; Chordata; Actinopteri; Syngnathiformes; Syngnathidae. Gene Ontology annotation, molecular function: protein binding. Bases 135 to 866 code for a protein of 243 amino acids. Gene Ontology annotation, biological process: regulation of growth.
AGACGUAGAGAGAGAGAGAGAGUGAGAGAGAGAGAGAGAGAGAGAGAGGGAGCGGAGAGAGAAGAAGAGAAAAGAAGGAAAAGGGAAAGAAAAAAGCCGAGAGAAGAAAAAGGGAGGAUACUACGGUAACAACUAUGCUGUGCUGCAUAAGAAGAACCAAACCGGUGGAGAAAAAUGAGGAUGUGGACCAGAAGAUUGAGCAGGAUGGAACCGUCAACAAACCCGAAGACAAGGCUCAUAAGGCUGCGACCAAAAUACAGGCCAGCUUCCGUGGACACAUAACUCGGAAAAAGAUGAAAGAUGGAGAGGAAGAGAAGGAUGGAGACAAUCCCGCCGCCGCGGAAGAAGCGACAGAAGGCGGCGAGGAGGUGAAGAAAGCCGAAGGAUCCCCAGCCGAGGAGGGCGACGGCGCAGAAGCGAAGGGGAACAAGGGAGAGGAAAGCAGCCAAGCCAAAAGCCCCGUGGCAGAAAAGCCUGCUAACUCACCAGCAGCCGCCGCUCCCUCUCCUGCAGGAGCAGCAACGUCUCCCGCGGAGGCAGCACCUGCCGCCGUCUCUCCCGCGGCGUCCGCCGAGACCCCCAAAGAGGAGCCAAAGGCCGAGGAGAAAGCUGAAGAGAAGCCCAAAGAUGCCGAGGCCCCGGCUGCUGGAGUCAAGAGUCCCACCGCGGCUGAGGAGAAGGUGGAGGAUGGAGAGGAGAAAAAGGAAGAGGCCAGACAAGCCGAUGUGCCUGCCGCUGUCAGCCCGGCAGCCGACAAGGGGGAGCUUGACCAAACGGAAGAUAAAGAUGCUGCAGAGGAGUCUAAAGCAGAGGCCGAUACCCAAGCAGAUGCAGCCGCAGAGGCCACCGAGUCCAAGGACGACUGAGGCAAAGUCUACCCUCCCAAAAGAAGAAUUAGGAAAAUGAAGAAAAACAAAAAUUUAAAAAGGUUGCUCUUUGGCUUCCCCGUGCAAAGGCAGUCAGUUUCUAUUUGUUUGUCAUUUUUUGUGUGGCAAUGAUUUUCUCAUGUUGGGGGGAGUUUCCAGCGUGGCGUUUUUUGGCUCAAGCUAAUAUUUUGAUGACGUGGUGAUGAUGUUGUUGCUUGUUGAUGAUUCUGAAACAUGAUUGUUAUGCCGAUGAUGAGAAAGAGUUGAUUUCUAUCAUCUUUUGCGACGUAACGUAGAAGGUUUGGCAGUUGGUUACAAAACGCCCAACUGGAAAGAUGCACAUUUAACCCUUUCAUGCACCUUGCAACCUGAUAACAUAAAAUAUCCACUGUAAUAACCGCUGUCCCUGAAACAACAAAUUCAACGUUAUCUGCUUUGCAUUGACCUUUCUGACACACUGGAAGUAAAAUCUGUUUAUUUGCCAGUGCACGCACACAAAAAAUUGCUCUUUUUAACAUGCAACCCGAGUUUUCAUGAGCGUAUUGAAAACACCGCAACCAGAAAAUACAAGACAUUAUCAUAAGAAUGUAGACUUGAAUGUGUAUCAUUUCCAGUUGGAGAGCUGUCAGACUACAACGUAUAGGACAACGCCGUUACUCUCGCUAUAACUCCGCUUGAGUCGUUCAAGCUUGAAUAACACCCCUUUGACGAACCCUCCUGACCCUCAUUCGCCAAAAAGGACCUGUUGCCACUGAAACGCCAUCCUCGUAUCAUAAACCUGAGAACUCUGCUUUAGUAUUAAUACAUGAAAUGUUAUAUCGCGCCACCCAAACGUGAGAGAAGUAGCAUGAACCAUCGAACCAGAUGCAUGAUGGGAACUCUCCCUCUGAUAGGAACCUUUUUCGCAUUUACCGAAACUUAAGAGGUGUGGCGGCUUCUUUUUGAUGUCUUUGGUGUUGUUAUGACAGUUUAUAUGAAUUGGGAUAAUCCUCUUGCACAGACGUGAAGACAAACACAUAAAGAAGAUGAACACACAAAUGAGCAAAGAAAAAAAAAACUUUUCCUAUAUUCCAGUGAGUGCAAUGUCCAGUUUCAACCUAACAAAGUUCCAACUUGUGAAGAAGAAAAAAAAAAAUACAAAUGGUUUCAAUGUGUUUUCAAAAUAAAGCAAAUGUGCCAAUUACCAUCA